This is a messenger RNA of Meira miltonrushii, 2592 nucleotides long. Its product is annotated as sulfate permease. The transcript has a single exon. Gene Ontology annotation, molecular function: secondary active sulfate transmembrane transporter activity. The coding region runs from base 1 to 2592 and encodes 863 amino acids. Lineage: Eukaryota; Fungi; Basidiomycota; Exobasidiomycetes; Exobasidiales; Brachybasidiaceae. Gene Ontology annotation, cellular component: membrane. The record is from RefSeq and is a predicted model, not a curated record. Gene Ontology annotation, biological process: transmembrane transport.
AUGCCUCUCUUCAAACGUGGGCAAGAAGCCACGAACGAUACUGACAACGGAUAUACCCACGACGACACAGUCGCCGUUCAUCAACCAUUUGGUGAGAGAUUGUACGCUUCCAGCGCAAAAGUCGGUAAAAAGUUGGUAGACUACGAUGCCACCGAAGCAAACAGAUUAGGAGUACCAUAUGUGAGCAGCAAAGAUUGGUUGGGUGAUGUCUUUAGACAUCCAGGUCGCAAGGCUGCCGAUUACUUUGACGCACUAUUUCCCUUCACAAAAUGGAUUCUAUCCUACAAUACUCAAUGGCUAAUCGGUGACCUUAUCGCCGGUAUCACCGUCGGUCUCGUCGUCGUUCCUCAAUCGCUGUCUUACGCCACUCUUGCAACUGUACCACCAGAGUUCGGUCUUUAUUCGUCUUUCGUUGGUGUGGCCAUUUAUGCUUUCUUUGCAACCUCAAAGGAUGUCACCAUCGGCCCUGUCGCUGUGAUGUCUUUGCAAACCGCAAACGUGAUUCGUGAUGUGACGGGCAAAGCUGGCAACAUUUACAAACCUGAAGUUAUCGCUUCCGCUUUAGCCUUCAUCUGUGGUGUGGUUACGUUGGGUAUCGGUCUUCUCCGUCUCGGUUGGAUUGUCGAGUUCAUUCCUGCUCCUGCCGUUUCCGGUUUCAUGACUGGUUCUGCCAUCACAAUCGCCGUCGGUCAAGUUCCAAAAUUGAUGGGUAUCUCUGGUGUCAAAACAAACGGUCCUGCAACAUACCACAUCAUCAUUGAGACUUUGAAAGGUUUGCCGCGUACACAGAUUGAUGCCGCUUUCGGUUUAUGCACUUUGUUCUUCCUCUACUUCGUUCGUUGGUUGAUGAACUUCAUCCCACGUCGUAAGCCAACAUGGGCAAGGGCAUGCUUCUUCAUUUCCGUUUUGCGCAGUGCUUUCAUCAUCAUCAUCUUGACCGCCGCCGCUUAUGGUUGGCUACAUCGUCUACCACAAAAGAAUCCUGCCAAGCCCAAAUACCCAAUCAGUCUCAUUGGAGCUGUUCCCGCUGGUUUCAAACAUAUUGGACAACCAUAUUUGAGUUCUCAACUAUUUAGCGAUAUGGCCGGAGAAAUUCCUGCGUCGGUAAUCGUUUUGCUUUUGGAACACAUUGCAAUCAGUAAAUCAUUCGGUCGUCUGAACGGAUACAAGAUCAACCCAAACCAAGAAUUGGUUGCCAUUGGUGUCACAAACUUGAUCGGUCCAGCAUUCGGUGGUUACGCCGCUACAGGUUCUUUCAGUCGUACUGCAAUCAAGGCCAAGUCCGGUGUGCGCACGCCAUUGGCAGGUUGGAUUACAGCUAUCGUUGUGGUGAUUGCCUUGUACGCUGUUGCAGGUGGUUUCUACUGGAUUCCAAACGCUGUUCUGUCCGCUGUUAUUAUUCAUGCAGUUGGUGAUUUGAUCGCACCUCCAGCAGUCUUGUACCGUUUCUGGCUCGUCAGUCCUUUCGAAUUCUUUAUCUGGUGGGGAUCCGUUUUGGCAACAAUUUUUGCCAGUGUCGAAAUUGGUGUUUACGUUGCCGUUGCAGCUUCAGCAGCUUUGUUGUUAGUUCGUAUCGCACGUCCUCGUGGAAGAUGGUUGGGUCGUGUUCGUAUUCAUUACGGCACUUCUACCGAAGGUCCUAAUCAAGAAGUCGGUCACCGUGACGUUUAUGUACCUUUGGACGACAAAGAUGGAAUGCGUGAUCCUUCCGUUCACGUUGAAGCGCCUCCACCAGGUGUUCUUAUUUACCGAUUCGAAGAAGCUUUCACUUAUCCAAACGCAAACUACUUGACUGAAAUGAUCUUGGAUCGUAUUAAAUCAGAAACAAGACCGUUCAAGGCUAUCAAAUAUGCACGUCACGGUGAUCGUCCAUGGAACGAUCCUGGACCCGUCAACCCUUCAAUCGCUUGGGCUGCCCGUAAAAUCACUUGUGGUUUCGGUGGACGUAAGAUGCAAGAAGGUAUUGAAGAUGCUAAACGUGCAGCAGCAGGUGAAAUUGACGAUCCAAGACCCGUUUUACGCGCAAUCAUCUUUGAUUGCAGCAGUGUUUCAAACGUUGAUACCACUUCUGUUCAAAGUUUAGCAGACGUUCGCUCGGCCGUUGAAAGAUACGUUGGCGGUCAGGUUGAAUUCCACUUUGUUAGCAUCACAAGUCCUUGGAUCCGUCGUGGUUUGUUGGCAGCUGGCUUUGGUACAGGUGAAGCCAAUUCUCACGUUACUGAAAUUGCUCCUGUUGUUAGUCAACAUGAUCGCAUUCACGUUCAUAACGAACAAAGAAUCUUACAAGAACGUCAAGAAAAGGCACAAAAGGAUGAUAUCGAAGCAAAUAUCUUACCAACAGUCGGACGUAAUACCGAUCAAAUCAAAAAGGUUGAAUUUGAUUCGGAUAGUGAUGUUAAGGAUAGCUCAGCUUCUAGCAGUAUUAAUAACGGACGUACAAAGCGCACCGGUGCUGAUUACGAUCCUACCGAGGGUGCAGGAGGAAAUAGUGUUGUCAGUGUUCCAGUCAUUUGGAACCAUGACCUUACACCUUUCUUCCAUUUGGACAUCUCAACUGCUUUGGCUGCCGCUACCGGAAAAGCUGAUUGGUAA